Molecule: messenger RNA, 2973 nt
Organism: Rosa chinensis
Lineage: Eukaryota; Viridiplantae; Streptophyta; Magnoliopsida; Rosales; Rosaceae
Product: transcription termination factor MTEF18, mitochondrial
Exons: 1
Coding region: 119-1888 (589 amino acids)
Biological process (GO): regulation of DNA-templated transcription
Molecular function (GO): double-stranded DNA binding
Source: RefSeq, a predicted model, not a curated record
UUCGUGCCAAGUCUCAGUGUUCACAUAUAUAUAUAUAUAUAUAUAUAUUCAUCCCAAUGCCUUCUAGGUUUUCCGAAAAUUCAAUUCUAGGGUCAGGUGUAAUCUCAUAGAGCUGGUCAUGACCCAUUUGCAUAGCCUCAGAAAUGCAUCUAUUCUCAAAUGGGUUUCUUCAAAUAUUGCUCAAAACCACCUUAGAUCAUCAAGAACCCCACUUCAGCCAAUUGGGUCUUUCCCCAAUUCUCAUGCCAUCAGGCUUUACGGUACCAAAACAGCUCUUGAAGCUGAAAACCCUGAAAACUUGGAUAUAACUUCGACUUCUAGUGGAAAAAAUGGAGGGGGGAUUUCUAGAGUUAUUCGAAAAGAAGCCCAGGCUGCAUUGUUGGAGUAUUUGCACUGUACUAGGGGCUUGCAGUUCAUGGAUGCAGAGAAUAUGAGUAAAAACUCCCCGCAGUUUCUCAACAAGCUCUUAACAAGUGUUGAUGGUGAAAUUGAUAAUGAAAUUGGGGGCUUGAUUUCCCGGUAUUUGAGGUACCACCCCAUUAAUGAAUUUGAGCCUUUCUUUGAGAGCUUGGGAUUAAAACCUUCAGAGUAUAUCCCCCGUCUUCCUCGGAAUUUGAUGUUCUUGACCGAUGAUGGUUUGUUGCUUCACAAUUAUACUGUUUUGUGUAGUUAUGGGGUUUCACGUAGCAAGAUAGGAAAGAUUUAUAAAGAAGCAACACAAGUGUUUCGAUAUGAUUUUGAGGUGUUGCUAUCGAAACUUCAGGCUUAUGAAGAACUAGGUCUCAGCCAAUUUGCUUUAGUUAAGUUUAUUGUUUGCAGCCCUUAUAUUUUAGUUGGGGAUGUAAAUGUGCCAUUUGUUAAGGUACUAGAAAAGUUGAAGAGUUUGGGGUUUGAGACCUAUUGGAUUGAAAGGAAUUUAUCAGAAGAGAAUAUUUAUAGUUGGAGCCGGAUGCUUGAAGUGCUAAGGUUGUUUAAUGAGAUGGGUUGCAGCAACGUGCAGUUGGUUGGAUUACUUGGCCAGCAUCCGGAUAUUUUAUUUGAGAGUUCAGGAGAAACGACACUGCUCUUAAUUGGGUUCUUACUGAAGUUUGGAUCCACAAGGAGCCAAAUAUGUUCAAUGUUUCUGCAGUUUCCACAAAUUCAGAUUAUGCAAUUUGUUCUGAAUUUGAGGAAAUGUCUUUUGGUCCUAAAUGAGAUUGAGAUGGAGGUUGCAGAGAUUCAGAAGAUUGUUUGUUCACACCCCCUGCUACUGGGUUCGUGUGCUCUGAAAAGCACUAACAGCUUACUUUCUUACUUGAAGAUUGGGAAGAAGCGUCUGUCUAGGUACAUACAGGAGAACCCUGAAGCAUUAAAGAAAUGGGUUCUAGGUAGAAGAGUUGAGCCACUUCCAGACUCGGAAGAGGACUCAAAGGGAAAGAGAAUUAAGUUCUUGUUAGACAUAGGAUUUGUAGAGAACUCGAACAAAAUGAAAGAAGCACUAAAGCUAUUUCGAGGCAAGGGAGGGGAACUUCAAGACAGAUUUGAUUGUAUAGUGAAUGCUGGUUUAAAUCACCAGGAUGUCUGUAAAAUGAUUAAAGUAUCCCCUCAAAUUCUGAACCAGAAAAGGGAUGUGUUACAAAUGAAGAUUGAUGUUCUUGUAAAUCAUCUGGGUUAUCCUGUAUCAUCUUUGGUGAACUUCCCAUCAUAUCUAUCCUAUACAACUCAAAGGGUCAAGCUCAGAGUAUUCAUGUACAAUUGGCUCACUGGUCAAGGAACAAUAGCCCCUACACUUGCCUUGAGCACUGUCGUCGCAAUGGCGGAGAAAACAUUUAUAUCGCAAUAUGUAAAUCAUCAUCCUUGUGGUCCUCAAGUUUGGCAGGAAUUGAAGGGUAAAAUGUAUUCUUUAUAAUAAAUUAUUUUUGCACCCCUUCUGUGGUUCUGCACAAUUGCAUUGCUGACGAUCCCGAGUUGGUACUGACACAUUCGUUUCUUUUUCUCUUACAUGCUGACAUCUUUUGAGGAUUAACAGUUCUCGGGUGAUAUGGCACGUAAGAACAAGUAGAAACAGAGUAUAUGUAAGUAUUAACACCAAUUUAUUUCAACUUUUAAGUCUAAUAAUCUUUAUCCUGAGUUGAAUGACCAUCUGAGUUUUACAUAGAAUGCUAAUGUUGUAUUGAAUCAUCCGACUAAAGCCAAUUGACAAUUAGGUAGAGUUCCCACAUUUUUGAGUCUUUUGUGUACAUGGCUUUAAAUGCCAAUUCUGAAUCCCUUCCAAGUGUUGUGUAACUGAACCAAAAAUGUGGAUCAAUAUAUUAGUUGACAAUGACAUGAAGCAGGGUUGUUAUAUUGAGUUUCAAACAUAAAUAACUUAUCUGAUCUGGUACCAUGAUAGAGUUGGAGCAUGCAAUACAAACUUGAUUGGCAAUCAGUGCAUAGGUUGGAAUGUAUACCUGUGUGGAUGACAAUGCCCUAUUUGGGAUUUUAUUCUCUGAACAUUAGAGAGAUAAAUGAUUAAGUAAUAUCAUUUAUGCCCUAUUUGGGAUUUUAUUCUCUGAACAUUAAAGAGAUAAAUGAUUAAGUAAUAUCAUUUAUGCUAUAAUGCAAAAUUUUUCCUCUUUUACACGUUCUCAGUUGAGUUUCUGUUGGAUGUGCUACAUUUCUCUUGGUCUUGCUAAGCUUUGCAAAUAGGAAAUUGCAUUUUCACAUACUUUAUAAACUGAGUUGUCCUCAUAACCCUCUGAUCCUUUAUUCCCCACCUCUACUUUUUUUUUUUUUGCUCAUAUCCUUUAUUCCCUUUUUGACAUUGUAAGACUUGGAAGUAAUCUAGUUUAACUUGUGUUACAGUGUUAUAAAUGGCUCUAGUGAAUUGACCCUACUCUAUUUUGAUGUUGCUGUAUAAGGAUAAACGUUUGGUACAGCAACCGUUAGCCUAGUUCAAAGAAAAUUUCAGCUAUUAUGAUAUACACCUUUUUCUUUCAAUGAUUUUGAAUUUCU